Molecule: messenger RNA, 1564 nt
Organism: Dromaius novaehollandiae (emu)
Lineage: Eukaryota; Metazoa; Chordata; Aves; Casuariiformes; Dromaiidae
Gene: HPD
Product: 4-hydroxyphenylpyruvate dioxygenase
Exons: 15
Coding region: 128-1309 (393 amino acids)
Biological process (GO): L-tyrosine catabolic process
Cellular component (GO): Golgi membrane; endoplasmic reticulum membrane
Molecular function (GO): 4-hydroxyphenylpyruvate dioxygenase activity
Source: RefSeq, a predicted model, not a curated record
AACCGUUUCGGGUUGCUGGUGGGAGAAGGUGGAGCCAAGGAGGAGCUUUCUGUCACCCUGUCACUAUAUUAAACGCUCCCGGAGACUCACUCCCUCUUGCCGCUGUCACAACCGUCAGGACACAAAAAUGACGACUUACACAGACAAGGGAGAGAAGCCCCCGCGGGGACGCUUCAUCCACUUCCACUCCAUCACCUUCUGGGUCGGGAACGCCAAGCAGGCCGCCUCGUACUACUGCAGCAAGCUGGGCUUUGAGGAGCUGGCCUACCGGGGCCUGGAGACCGGCAGCCGGGAGGUGGUGUCGCACGUGGUCCGGCAGGACAAGAUCGUGUUUGUCCUCUCCUCCGCGCUCAACCCCGGGAACGAAGAGAUGGGGGAGCACCUGGUGAAGCACGGCGACGGCGUGAAGGACGUCGCCUUCGAGGUCGAGGACUGCGACUUCAUCGUGCAGAAAGCCAGGGAGCGCGGAGCAGUGGUCGUGAAGGAGCCCUGGGUAGAGGAGGACAAACACGGGAAGGUGAAGUUCGCCAUGAUCCAGACGUACGGCGACACGACUCACACCUUGAUAGAAAAGCUCAACUACAAGGGGCUCUUCCUCCCCGGCUAUCACGCGCCCCUCUUCAAGGAUCCCCUGCUGCCGAAGCUACCGAGCGCCAAGCUGAACUUCAUUGACCAUGUCGUGGGCAACCAGCCAGAUCUCCAGAUGGUCCCGGUGGCAGACUGGUACCAGAAGAACCUGCUGUUCCAUCGGUUCUGGUCCGUGGAUGACAAGCAGUUGCACACCGAAUUCAGUGCCCUGCGCUCCAUCGUGGUCACCAACUAUGAAGAGACCAUAAAGAUGCCCAUAAACGAGCCAGCUCUUGGCAAGAAGAAAUCCCAGAUUCAGGAAUACAUCGACUACUACGGCGGGGCGGGAGUGCAGCACAUUGCUCUGAACACCUCCGACAUCAUCACGGCGAUCACCAACCUGAAGCAGCGGGGCAUGCAGUUCAUGGACGUGCCAUCCAGCUACUACCAGCUGCUGCGGGAGAGGCUGAAAACUGCCAAAAUCCAAGUGAAGGAGAACAUCGAUAAGCUAGCGGAACUGAAAAUCCUGGUGGAUUUUGACGAGAAAGGAUACUUGCUCCAAAUCUUCACUAAACCAGUUCAAGACAGACCCACGCUCUUCCUGGAGGUCAUCCAGCGUCAUAACCACCAGGGGUUCGGCGCUGGGAACUUCAAGUCUCUGUUUGAAGCUAUCGAGUUUGACCAAGAUGCCAGAGGAAACCUGACUGUCCUGGAUCCCAACGGGGAGAUCAACCUCCUCUAGAGCACACGGCUGGCCUUCCUUUCAAUGUAACGUAGCCUUGCUCUGAUACCUUUGAAUUCCGGAACUGAUGAACAGUUGGGGUUUCUCCAAUAUUUAAUUCAGACUUGGAGAAGUAAUUGCUGGAAUUUGCGGUGAUGGUCUGGCUCACAUCCCGGCUGCGCAGGAACGCUUCCCUCGGGACAUCGCUCUGGGCACUGUCCCAGGCCUUCCCGAGGGGACUUUCUCCUCCGACACAAUAAAACCGUUUCUGUCGCA